CCUGAAACAGAGAAAUUUCUCAUACAUCUGUCAUAAAGAUCCGAGCAGCUCUACUUGAGAACCAUGAAGUCUUUCCUCCUUGUUGCGUGUGUCUUUGGAAUCUGCUGUGCCGUGCUAGCAGAGGAUGAAGAACAUCGAGAGAAGCGCUCAUCAAGCCAUUCCUCAGAGAGACUACCUGGAGGCUUCUUUAACCCGUUCCAAUUUCAGCGUCCUUAUCCCUACCCAUUCUUCCCCCCUAACCUGCCUCUGCCUCAGCCUCAGCCUCAGCUUCCAAACAACAAUGCCCUCCUCAGCCUCUUGCCAUUCAUCUUAGCACAGCUGGCAUCUGCUCCUGCACCGGCCCCGGCCCCCGCACCAGCACCGGCUCCGGCCCCCGCACCGGCCCCAGCCCCUGCACCGGCCCCAGCUCCAGCUCCCGGUGGGAGAUAAGCAACCAGUUCAAUCAAACUAAGAAAUGUGUCUGAUUGACUGUGAAUGCACAUUAUAAUGCCUGCCUCUUGCUCUCGCUAUGUUGAAAAAUAAAUACAAUAAAAUAAACUUCA
This is a messenger RNA of Pimephales promelas (fathead minnow), 542 nucleotides long. The record is from RefSeq and is a predicted model, not a curated record. NCBI's taxonomy places the organism in Eukaryota, Metazoa, Chordata, Actinopteri, Cypriniformes, Leuciscidae.